UCUAAUAGAUCACACAGCUCUGGUGAUCAUGAUGCAGGAAGUUGUUUGGAAUGUAUGCCACAUCAAGUCUAACCAGUUUCUUAGUUUUCCUUAUAAUAAGGUCAUAACUUUUCAUAUAGCUCACAACACAGUUUGUUGCUGCUAGAAGUGAUUUGCUGAGGGUGAAUUGGCUGAAGAUGGAUGAUUUGGGUCAACCAUCCAGACAACCUGAGCAUCCACUGCAGAACUGCAGAAGAAGUCAACACCAUCAUCUAGAAAGGGAAGGAGACCAGCCACUACUAGAAAGCAAUGAGAAGAGUUUGGGGGAAAACAGAAACCUUAACUUGAGGACUCCUGAAGAACUAAGGCCUGUUUUCCAAACAACAAACAAUUCAUUUCUGGGUCUACGUUCCAGUUUUCGUAAAUGGACUCGUAGGAUAAACCAAUCACAAAUGUCAGUGAAUUUCUCUAGAAAACAGAAGCUGAAUCUUGUGCUGUGUGGGUGUGAUAGCACACUUAAGGUCUCUGUGUCCAAACUUUUAAGAGGGAAAAAGAUAAAACCUUCACAUCAGAGAGCGAUCAGUGAAGAGUGUGUGAAGAGAGAGGAGAGGAUACAUGGACAUGUGAUCAGUCUGCUGGAGCUUCCAGCUCUCACUCGGCUCUCAGAAGAGGAAGUGAUGCGUCAGACUCUCAACUGUGUAUCUCUCUGUGAUCCUGGAGUUCACGUUUUCCUCCUCAUUGUUCCUGCUGGUCCACUUAAUAAUGAUGAGAGAGCAGAAAUAGAGAAGAUCCAGAAGAUAUUUUAUUCCAGAGACCAUUUCAUGGUGCUUUUCACAACAGAGCUCAUUAUUAUUAAAAAAGUGACAAAUUUUGUUGAAUCCAACCCAGAACUUCAGAGAUUAAUCAGUCGUUGUGGAGGUCAGUACAGAGUGAUGGGCUUCAAUGAACCUGAAAACUCAAGACAGAUACCAGAUCUACUGGAUUAUAUAGAGAACUUGAAAACUGAACCCUAUUCACUUCAAAUGUAUGUGAAAGCCAGAGAGAACAGAGCCAGACAUGAACUGGAGGAACAACAUAAAAAAGAAAUGCAAAAUAAAAUUAAAGAGCUACAAGAAAUGGUUCAGUCAGAAGGUGCUGAAGGUGAAGCAGAUGACCUGGAGUGUUUGAGAAUUGUGCUCAUUGGGAGGACAGGAACUGGAAAAAGUGCAACAGGAAACACUAUUCUGGGAAGAAAUGAGUUUCACAGCCGAAUGAGCACAGAUUCUGUGACAACUGCAUGUGAAAAGAGAAUUGGUGAAGCUGAUGGUCAAUCAGUAGCUGUUGUUGAUACUCCAGGACUGUUUGACACAUCACUGACAAAUGAUCAGUUGGUGGAAGAAAUAAUGAAAUGUGUUUCUCUCUCAUUGCCUGGACCUCAUGUGUUUGUCAUUGUGUUGAGUUUGGGAAGAUUAACCAAAGAGAAGGUAGACACUAUGGAUCUGAUAAAGAAGAUCUUUGGUCCAAAAGUUGCUCAGUUCAGCAUCGUUCUGUUUACUAGAGGAGACGAACUUGAGGACGAGUCCAUACAAGAUUAUGUGAAGAGAAGUAAAUCAGCAGAACUCCAGAAACUGAUCAGAGAUUGUGGAAACAGAUUCUUGGUUUUCAAUAACAGAGAAAAACAAGAUAAAACUCAAGUGAUUCAACUGUUAAACAUGAUAGAAGAGGUGAAAAAUGCUAAUCAGGGCCGAUACUUCACUAACAGCAUGUUUGAGGAGGCAGAGAUGUCCAUUAAAAAGAAAAUGGAGGAAAUAAUGAAAGAGAAAGAAAAAGAAAUUCAGGUUAAGAAAGAUGAGUUACAAGCCAAAUAUGAGAUGGAAAUGAAAAACAUGAUGAGGAAACUCGAGGAAAAGAAACAAAGAGCAGAUGAGGAGAGAAAGAGAAUGCAGAACCAGCUGAGAGAAAAAGAGAAAAAACUCAGAAAAGAGUUUGAAGAAAAAGAGAAAACAGAACAGAAAAACCGAGAGACUGAAAAGCUGAAACAUUCAGAAGAGGAAAAACAGCAAAGAGCUGAAUUUCUUCGAAAAAUAGAAGAGAUGAAAAAAAGAGAGAAACAGAAAUAUGAGAAGGAUAUAAAAGACAUGAUGAAGAAACAUCAAGAUGAAGUCAGAAAACAAGCGGAGGAAUUUCAUAAGUCGACAGAAAGAAAACUGCAGCAUGUUCUGGAACUCACAGAGAUGCUUAAAGAGCAUCAAAAACAACAUAAGGCACUGGAUAAACUUGGAAAAUAAAAAAAGAAGAGAAGAAAAGCAAAGAAAUAAAAGAACUACAACUGUUAAAAAAAGAAUAAAACAGAUUUAGUAAUUUUGUGAUACUUCUUAAUGUCUAAAAUCAAAAUACAAAUAGCAAUAUUUACGCUUGGUUUUAUUUCCUGUACUUACAUUAUGUUUUUAUUAUUAUUAUUAUUAUUUUCUUUUCUUUUGCUGUUUUAUUGGAAAUCAUCUCUAUGGGAAAAUGGGGAAAAAAUAAUAAAACAAAAGAAUAUUUUCAAUAGCCUGAAUUUAACACUAAAUGAACUACACACAAGUGUUUUCUGCAUUUAUUAUUACUACUAAUAUUAUGUUGAUUUAAUAAAAGCAUCAAAUAAUGAAAAAUUAUUUUCCUAUCCAUUUUGCCCCUUUAUAUCUGAAGUAUAAAACUGUUAGAAGACAUUGUGUCUCUAUAAUCUGAUAGAUUCAACUUCCCUUGUGUAAUUUAUUGUUUUUGUCAACCUCAUUAUUUAUGAUAGUUGUUAUCAGGUUCAGUUGUGCAGCAAUGUUCUAAAAAUGCAGUAAUUUGCAUGUUGGCAAUUCAAUUGCAUUAGUGGUAAGUAAAUUUAUAAAACACUUUUGUUAAACAAAUUUCAAUGCAAAUUAAACAUAAUUAAAAUCUAUAAAGAUGAUACUUCUUUCAUCUUUACUCGCAUUGUUUCAAACGUGCGUUACUUGCUUGUUUUCUGUGGAACACAGUUUGUUCUUCCCGUGUAAUGGUAUUUAAUAAAGCCCAAUAUUUUCCAAGCUUUAAAAGGAAUGACAAUCAUGAUACAAUUAACCUAUAUGACUCAUGUGCUAUAUUCCAGACCUUCUGAAAAAAUAUGAUAGCCUAGGGUGAGAAAGACCUAUACUUCUUUAUCUGUCUGGGUGCUGCUCAAUUCCUUAUUAUUUGUGCAUUCUUAUUUCCUUUUCUUGCAUCCUAGCUCCUCUCUCUUAGGAUGCAAAAAAAGGAA
Labeo rohita (rohu) is the source of this 3220-nucleotide messenger RNA. RefSeq lists its product as uncharacterized. Gene Ontology annotation, molecular function: GTP binding. The coding region runs from base 177 to 2246 and encodes 689 amino acids. NCBI's taxonomy places the organism in Eukaryota, Metazoa, Chordata, Actinopteri, Cypriniformes, Cyprinidae. The transcript has 5 exons. The record is from RefSeq and is a predicted model, not a curated record.